CCGGGGUGUCCGCCCCCCGCCGCCGCCUCCUCCUCCUCCUCCUCCUCCCCCUCCUCCUCCUCCUCCUCCUCCUCCGGGCCGGGGCGGAGCGGGCCGGCGGCGGCAUGGCGGGCGGCCGGGCCGGGCCCGGGGCGCUGCUGGCGCUGCUGGCGCUGCGGGCGCUCGGGGCGGCGGCGCACCCCCAGUGCCUGGACUUCAGGCCGCCCUUCCGGCCGCCGCAGCCGCUGCGCUUCUGCGCGCAGUACUCGGCCUUCGGCUGCUGCGCCCCCGAGCAGGACGCGGCGCUGGCCCGCCGCUUCGGAGCCCUGGCGGCGCGUGUGGACGCCGCCGAGUGGGCCGCGUGCGCCGGCUACGCGCUCGACCUGCUGUGCCAGGAAUGCUCACCCUACGCCGCCCACCUGUACGACGCCGAGGACCCGUCCACGCCGCUGCGCACGGUGCCGGGGCUCUGCGAGGACUACUGUCUGGACAUGUGGCAGACGUGCCGGGGCCUCUUCCGCCACCUGUCGCCCGACCGGGAGCUCUGGGCCCUGGAGGGCAACCGCGCCAAGUUCUGCCGCUACCUGUCGCUGGACGACACGGACUACUGCUUCCCGCGCCUGCUGGUCAACGAGAACCUCAACUCGAACCUGGGCCGCGUGGUGGCCGACGCCAAGGGCUGCCUGCAGCUGUGCCUGGAGGAGGUGGCUAACGGGCUGCGCAACCCCGUGGCCAUGGUGCACGCGCGGGACGGCAGCCACCGCUUCUUCGUGGCCGAGCAGGUGGGGCUGGUGUGGGCCUACCUGCCCGACCGCUCGCGGCUGGAGAAGCCCUUCCUGAACGUCAGCCGGGCGGUGCUCACCUCGCCCUGGGAGGGCGACGAGCGGGGCUUUCUGGGCAUCGCCUUGCACCCCGGCUUCCGGCACAACGGCAAGCUCUACGUCUACUACUCAGUGGGGGUCGGCUUCGACGAGUGGAUCCGCAUCAGCGAGUUCAGGGUCUCCGCGGACGACAUGAACACCGUGGACCACAACUCUGAGAGGAUAAUCCUGGAGAUCGAAGAACCAGCCUCCAACCACAACGGGGGCCAGCUGCUAUUUGGGGACGACGGGUACCUCUACAUCUUUACUGGUGACGGCGGGAUGGCCGGAGACCCCUUUGGCAAAUUCGGAAAUGCCCAAAACAAGUCGGCGCUGCUGGGCAAGGUGCUGCGCAUCGACGUGGACCGCAACGAGCGCGGCCCGCUCUACCGCAUCCCGCGCGACAACCCGUUCGUGGACGACCCCGCCGCGCGGCCCGAGGUCUACGCGCUGGGCGUGCGCAACAUGUGGCGCUGCUCGUUCGACCGCGGCGACCCGGCCACCGGCGCGGGCCGCGGGCGCCUCUUCUGCGGAGACGUGGGCCAGAACAAGUUCGAGGAGGUGGACCUGGUGGAGCGCGGCCGCAACUACGGCUGGCGCGCCCGCGAAGGUUACGAGUGCUACGACCGCAAGCUGUGCGCCAACGCCUCCCUCGAUGAUGUCCUGCCGAUAUUCGCCUACCCGCACAAACUGGGCAAAUCGGUCACCGGAGGCUACGUGUACCGGGGCUGUGAGUACCCCAACCUGAACGGCCUCUACAUUUUCGGCGAUUUUAUGAGUGGGCGUCUGAUGUCCCUCCGAGAGAACCUGGAGACGGGCCAGUGGCGCUACAGCGAGAUCUGCAUGGGUCGAGGCCAGACCUGUGCGUUCCCAGGCCUCAUUAACAACUACCACCCUCAUAUCAUCUCCUUUGCAGAGGAUGAAGCUGGUGAGCGCUCCUGAGGCCCUGAGGCCUCUCUGUCCAGGCCACAGGCCCCGGACUGAUCCCCCGCACCCCCACCCCGUGGGUCCUCUGGGCCUGGGAUUCCAGGGACGGGGUCUCGGGCCUGAAAUCCCCUUCAGGCUGGGGAGCGAGUGUGCAGUGGCCUGAGACCUUGCUGGGACAUCAGUCCCCACCAGCCCGAGCUUCUUUCUCCCCAUCCGGAAGAUGGGAACAGUGUCCCUGACCCCGCUUCUCCCUGCAAGGCCGCUUCUAGGCUGCAGAUAAUGAUGUGGAGUGAGC
Panthera uncia (snow leopard) is the source of this 2061-nucleotide messenger RNA. It is a transcript of the gene HHIPL1, whose product is annotated as HHIP like 1. The coding region runs from base 105 to 1781 and encodes 558 amino acids. NCBI's taxonomy places the organism in Eukaryota, Metazoa, Chordata, Mammalia, Carnivora, Felidae. The transcript has 6 exons. The record is from RefSeq and is a predicted model, not a curated record.